AUGGCGGAAGCCUUGCAGCAAGUCAUCCUCGACACUUUAGACGCAGAAUCCACAAUAAAAGACACGAGGGCACUCGUUCUACCUGGGGAGAAGGGUCCCGCGAUCUCGAAUGACGCUCAGAUUGCGAUCUUGGGAGCUCUGAAUUCAUUGUCCAGUAGAGAUAUGAUAUCGUACGCGACUCAUGAAGUCAUAUCGCAUGUGCCGACCCCCGAAGGUUCACAAAUCGUAGAGCAAGGAUCGAAUGAAGCCCGAGUAUGGGCAGCUUUGUCACUGAAGGGACAGGGCGAACCCAUCACACCAAACCAACUAAAGAAAGCCGUUGGAGACGAGGUCGCGAAGGUCGGUCAAGGGCGUGCAUUCAAGAAUGGGUGGAUAGCGAAGGAGGGAGAUGGCUUGGUUAAAUCGGCCCCCGAGAUCAAAGAUAUCACACGAGAUGACUUACUAGAGAUCAAAUCUACUGGUACCCUCAAAUCCGGGGAGAAAGCUCUUGCAGACUUACGGAAACGUAAAUUGAUCGUUCAAAAGAAAGGACAGUGGUUCUCUGUAACCAAGGGUCCGAGCUUCAGCACAUCCAUAGCGAAGCCCGAGACUGAUCUAACGGUGGAGAUGCUUGCAUCAGGAUCGUGGAAGACGUCCGCUUUCAAAAAAUACAACUUCGAGGCCGAGGGUAUACCAACAAAUGGAGGUGCUCUUCAUCCACUUCUGAAAGUUAGAGAGGAAAUACGGAAUAUCUUCCUCGAGAUGGGUUUCGCUGAAAUGCCCACACAAUCCUUCGUCGAAUCAGGUUUCUGGUGCUUCGACGCGUUGUUCGUACCACAACAACAUCCAGCACGAGAUCUACAGGAUACUUUCUAUCUCUCUGAUCCCGUCAUAUCCCUGCCUCCAAAGAAGGAUUACUACGAUCUCGUCUCCAAGGUGCAUGAGCACGGCGGAUUUGGCUCGACCGGAUACCGCGCGCCAUGGGUCGAAGAAGAGUCCAGAAAACUCCUACUCCGCACACACACCACCGCAUCAUCCGCGCAUAUGCUCUACAAACUCGCAGCUGCAUGUCGGGGUGAGAAGAUAUCCAGCGACAAAGGCGAAUACACACACGGUGCAUCAUCAACUACUGGCAGCGAUCGUGGCGAUCCAGCGAAAGACGACGGCUUCCGUCCUGCAAAACUCUUCAGCAUAGAUCGAGUGUUCCGGAAUGAGACGAUGGACGCGACACAUUUGGCUGAGUUCCACCAAGUAGAAGGAGUAGUUGCCGAUCGUAACCUCACUCUAGCUGAUUUGAUAGGGUUCAUGAGGGUUUUCUUUGAUAAAAUGGGCAUCGAACAAGUCAGGUUCAAGCCAGCGUACAACCCAUAUACCGAGCCUUCCCUAGAAAUCUUUGCUUUCCACCCUAUGCUGAACCGAUGGGUUGAAGUUGGAAACAGUGGCAUGUUCCGUCCAGAAAUGCUCGAACCCAUGGGCUUUCCGAAAGACGUCCGCGUCCAUGGCUGGGGUCUUAGCUUAGAACGCCCAACGAUGAUAAGAUACGGCAUCAACAACAUCCGGACCCUUGUUGGGCACAAAGUAUCCAUCGAAGGCAUCGAGAAUUCGCCUGCCGUAAGAUUCUGA
Molecule: messenger RNA, 1602 nt
Organism: Pleurotus ostreatus (oyster mushroom)
Lineage: Eukaryota; Fungi; Basidiomycota; Agaricomycetes; Agaricales; Pleurotaceae
Gene: FRS2
Product: Phenylalanyl-tRNA synthetase, beta subunit, cytoplasmic
Exons: 10
Coding region: 1-1602 (533 amino acids)
Biological process (GO): phenylalanyl-tRNA aminoacylation
Cellular component (GO): phenylalanine-tRNA ligase complex; cytosol; cytoplasm
Molecular function (GO): ATP binding; tRNA binding; phenylalanine-tRNA ligase activity
Source: RefSeq, a predicted model, not a curated record